Messenger RNA from Pocillopora meandrina, 270 nucleotides. Lineage: Eukaryota; Metazoa; Cnidaria; Anthozoa; Scleractinia; Pocilloporidae. The record is from the annotation of a GenBank genome assembly.
AUGGACGAGGAUGGCAUCCCUAAGUACCAGCUUUAUCUCGGAAGUGAAGAAAGAAAAUUCGGCUUAUUCCUUCAGCAGAUUGUCGACUGGAUAACUAUGACUGAAGAGAAACUCCUCGCAGACUCGCUUCAACUAGAUUCAGUUGUAAAACCUGAAGACUCAAUAAGCUUUGCUGGCGCGUCAGAACCAUGAAAGGCAUCAAGAGCCUUUAAUGCUUCUAAGCUUUCAAAACUCUCAAGUGGAGCAAGUUCGCGUGGCAGCCGCACCUGA